AUGGUGUACACAGCGGGGUAUGUGGGCAAGCCCAGACGUGGGCGGCCCGAGAUCCACAUUGCCAUGAUUGGCGGCAUUGCCGUCAUUGAUGCCGGCUCGCUCGAGCUGAUCACCGUGGUCAACAACUCGGCACUGGCCGAGGCGGCAAGAACUGUUCCCCAGGUUGCAUACAUGAAGAACGCAGCGUUUGUGGCGGCGACCGCUGACGCUUCGGUCCCGCUGUGGUUCGUCGACUGCGACAAGUACGGCGCUCUGGUCUUUGACGCCACCACCAUCUCGGCCGGCCGCCCCGUGCUCGUCGACGAGCACGCCAAUCUCUCACCAUCAUACGCCGGCCCGCUGGCAGGGGGCCGACAGGUCCUGCAGAUGGGAAUGACAGCAUCGGCGUAUCCGGACUCGACCACCACGUUCAACUACGCUGUCGUCUACUCGCCAGAUGCCAAGCCGCUCGCCGACGGCGCACACUUUCGGGCCUACGGCUCGCCCAAGGACACCCGCUCGGUGGCCGGCCUCGGCCCAUCCGCUACCAGCGCCAUCUUCUACUCGCUGCCAUGGACUUAUCCUCAGACUGGAGUCAAGACCUCGUUCAAGUACGCGCUCCCGGCCAAAUGCGGGGUCAUCGAUCCCAACACGCCGCUGCCGUGCGAGAUGAUCGAGGUCGAGCUCGAUGGCAGCCAGUGUCCGGGCGUGGCGGCGGCGCUUGCCAAAGGCGUCAGCGCUGACGAUCUUACCCUUGUUCUCACCGCCAACCACAUCAUCUCCGACAGCCUCAUACUCCUCCACAUCGCGUACCACGUGGGCGACGACCGGCGCCUCUGCUCGCUCACAGUCGACGCGACAGCAAGCUUUGCCGUCGUUGCGGCAUCGGGCGCGCUCUACCCCGAGGGCGUAUCGGGCGAGGCGUUCCCGGCCAUGAUCCCACGGCUCCAUGGCGGUGUGACGACUGUGGGCCUCGCCGCAAACCACGUCGAUGCUACGCAAGGCGUUGUCGUCGUCUCUGACUACGACAACUCGGGAAAGCUGGUAAGCGCGCGUGGACUGACCGUGGCCGGCCUCGAAAAGCCGGCCGGCCAUCCCGAGCUGGCUGUGAUGGCCGAUGAUGGCACGACCGCGUGGUUCAUCACGCCGCCGUACCACUACUACGGCAAGACGCAGGUGAUUAAGCUCGAUCUCGAGCCCGGCUCCGCACUAGCCAAACCGGAAGUCUGGCUCGCCGACGAGCCGCUGCACCUUGUCAACGGCACGGCACACGCUGCGAGCCAGGAGAGCGGGACCGGGCAAGAGUACGCGUUUGAUGUCACCGACCCGUUUGCGUCGCUAGUGGUCUCGGUUGUGCCGUCGUCGAGUGACGUCUCGCUCUCAACGACAGUGGCAUCGCCGGCGUACGAUGUGAAGCAGACGCUCGCCAAGGCAUCGGAUGGGACCAACACGCUCAGCGUGCCUGUGACGCAGCCGGACACGUUCGUCAUUUCCGUCACAUGCUGGGCCACAUCAGCAACCUCGUGCAGGUACGAGGUGACCGCAACCACAGUGCCGCUUGCGACGUAUGCGUCGGGCAAGUCACAGCCAUUCCGCUGGAAUGUGACGAGCGCGAGCGGCAAGUAUGCGAUCACGCCGUCGUUUGUGGGCAAGGGCGCAUCAGGCGAUGUGUUUGUGGUGGAGGAGAAGGAGACACUGCGGGCGUACAUGCCGACGACCGACGGAGUAGUGCUGAUGGGAGAGCAGUCGCUUGACGGUGUCCGGGUGUACGUCGACAACAGCAAUGUCUACCGCGAUGCCACCGAGUUCUAUGUCCUCGCCGACGAUGAGGCCGGCUACGUCGAGGCCCGCCGCAUCGAGCUCGGCACACUUGCGGUGAAAGAGCAUGUCCGGACGCCGUUUACUGUACGUGAAGCUCAGGACGCCGCUUUAGUCUCGCUGGGCUGGGACGGUGAGCUUGGCGUUGUGGCGGUCUUUGUCGGUGACCGCGCAGCCGUCAUCGACGCGGCCACUGCCAAGGUUGUUCGCGAGUUCAACACCUCGCUCACCGACGUCGACCGCGGCGAGAUCGGAACUGGCGUCUCCAACGCCGUCUUUGACUCGCUUGGCUUUGUUUACAUCCAUGCGUCGUCGCGGCUCUCGUCGGCUAUGCACAUCUUUAACGUGGCGACAGGCGCACAGGUCUUUGUGCGGACCGGUUACUUUGGCUACACCGAUGGAGCCAAGGGCCCGUAUCUGUUUAGCUUGGCUGGCGCGAGGACGAUGGCGUGCCUUCAGAGCGGCGACUGCGUGGCAGGCGCCGAAGCCUACUCGGUCGGCUCGGUCGGCGGCGGGCAGAUUCCUCGGUUCCACACGAUGACGUCGGGCAUUGACGCUGCCGUUUCCCGCCAAGGCUCCAGCAUUGCGGCGUACGAGGUCCGGCCCGGAGCAGUGGGCGUCAACUUGCCGAGUUGGAAGUGGUUUGCGCCGUCGCAGGCCAACCUCAACGUCGACGCGCUCUUCACGGCUUCGCGCGGGUGGAUCCAGGCACAAGACUCACCGAUGAUCUUUGCCUGCGACCUCGACAUUUUUCCUCCGUUUGGGCGGCAUGCUCCCAUCUGCGACCGACUUUGA
Messenger RNA from Thecamonas trahens ATCC 50062, 2592 nucleotides. RefSeq lists its product as uncharacterized. Bases 1 to 2592 code for a protein of 863 amino acids. The transcript has 2 exons. Lineage: Eukaryota; Apusomonadida; Apusomonadidae. The record is from RefSeq and is a predicted model, not a curated record.